AUGCCUCACGCUCUCUCAAUCUUCCACCGUCGAAACACCUCUACAUCCACAUCCACGUUCACAGCCCCCACCUCCAGCUCUUCCUUAAACAUCCACCUCCUAAUCCCACCAAACCCAUCUACGACCUUGAACACAACCUCAACCUCGAACUCAAACCCUACCACACCAACAAAACGUUUCACCCCACCAUCGACCUUCCGCUACGCCGUCAUCCUCUUAAAAGCCCGCCCCACACCCGCAGACAUCGAAACCCUAUCCGACUAUACCAGCAACAGAACUCCACCCUCAUCGCCUACAUCAGUGCCAUCCACGAGGACGCCACAAUCAUUCUGCAACUCCGGCUCCGGCUCGACGGCAUCUUCAUCAGGAUAUUUCCCUGCUAUUGGCUUUGGGCUUGAGGAAGAGUGUGAGAGAAGAAGACAGGGUUGGGAGAGGGAGCGGAAGGCUGAGACGCCACCACCGCCUUACACGCCUUAG
Messenger RNA from Lindgomyces ingoldianus, 477 nucleotides. RefSeq lists its product as uncharacterized. The record is from RefSeq and is a predicted model, not a curated record. The transcript has a single exon. The coding region runs from base 1 to 477 and encodes 158 amino acids. Lineage: Eukaryota; Fungi; Ascomycota; Dothideomycetes; Pleosporales; Lindgomycetaceae.